CUUGCCGUUCGAUCAGCUGAAGCACCGGUCCAUCUGUUUCCCUGUCCUGUUGCAAUCAAUCAUUUGACAUCGUUCUUGGAUUCUAUAAAACCACUGUCCCAGUGUCCCGAUCCAUCUCACCCUCACUGUCACUGCCAAAAUCGCCACUCUGUUCCAGCUUCACUCACAAUGUGGUGCCAUGGCGACGGAUGCGUGAUAUUUGCUGUGGCCGCCGCGGCCCUUUUGGCGGCGGCGGCGGCCGGACGGGACGAGCGCAGCACGUACAUCGUCCAUAUGUCGCAUUCGGCCAUGCCGAACGAUUUCGUUGAGCACGGCGAGUGGUACGCCGCGUCGCUGCAAUCGGUGUCGGAUGCCGCCACCGUGUUAUACACCUACGACACCCUCGUCCACGGCUACUCGACGCGGCUGACGCGGGCGGAGGCCGAGGCGCUGGAGUCGCAGCCCGGUGUGCUCCUCGUCAACCCGGAGGUGCGGUACGAGCUGCACACCACCCGGACGCCGGAGUUCCUUGGGCUGGACGGCACGGACGCGCUGUUCCCACAGUCGAGCACCGGGAGCGACGUCAUUAUAGGGGUGCUCGACACCGGCGUGUGGCCGGAGAGGCCGAGCUACGACGACACGGGGUUUGGCCCCGUGCCGGCGGGCUGGAAGGGCAAGUGCGAGGAGGGCAACGACUUCAACGCGUCCGCGUGCAACAAGAAGCUCAUCGGCGCAAGGUUCUUCCUGACGGGGUACGAGGCGGCGAAAGGCCCCGUGGACGUGUCCAAGGAGUCGCGCUCGCCGAGAGACAACGACGGGCACGGGACGCACACGUCGAGCACAGCGGCGGGCGGCGCCGUCCAGGGCGCGGACUUGCUCGGUUACGCGACCGGGACGGCCAAGGGCAUGGCGCCGCGCGCGCGCGUGGCGACGUACAAGGUCUGCUGGGUCGGCGGGUGCUUCAGCUCCGACAUCCUCAAGGCCAUGGAGGUCGCGGUGGCGGACGGCGUGGACGUGCUCUCCCUCUCGCUCGGCGGCGGCACGGCGGAUUAUUACCGCGACGGCAUCGCAGUGGGCGCUUUCAGCGCUAUGGAAAGGGGGAUCUUUGUGUCCUGCUCGGCUGGGAAUGCCGGGCCGGGCGCGGCCACGCUGUCGAACGGCGCGCCGUGGAUCACCACCGUGGGCGCCGGGACCAUCGACCGCGACUUCCCCGCUUACGUCAUGCUCGGCAACGGCAAGAACUACACCGGCGUCUCCCUGUACAGCGGCAAGCCCUUGCCCACGACGCCGAUGCCGUUUAUCUACGCGGGAAACGCGUCGAACAGCAGCAUGGGCCAGCUCUGCAUGUCCGGCAGCCUCAUCCCGGAAAAGGUCGCCGGCAAGAUCGUCCUUUGCGAUCGCGGCACCAACGCCAGGGUCCAGAAGGGCUUCGUCGUCAAAGACGCCGGCGGCGCCGGCAUGGUUCUCGCGAAUACCGCUGCGAACGGCGAGGAGCUCGUCGCGGACGCGCACGUUCUCCCGGGCUCCGGCGUGGGCGAGAAAGCCGGCAACGCCAUGAGGGACUACGCCGUGUCCGAUCCGAAGCCGACGGCCACCAUUGUGUUCGCCGGCACAAAGGUUGGCAUCCAGCCGUCUCCCGUGGUAGCGGCCUUCUCGUCGAGGGGGCCAAACACCGUGACGCCAGGCGUCCUAAAGCCGGACAUUAUCGCGCCGGGUGUGAACAUUCUCGCGGCGUGGUCGGGGUCCGUCGGCCCCUCGGGGCUCCCCGGCGACAGCCGGCGCGUCGGCUUCAACAUUAUAUCCGGCACGUCCAUGUCGUGCCCGCACGUGAGCGGGCUGGCGGCGUUGCUCCGCGCGUCGCACCCGGAGUGGAGCCCGGCGGCCAUCCGCUCGGCGCUGAUGACCACGGCGUACGCGGAGUACCCCAACGGCAAUGGCAUCCUCGACGUGGCCACCGGCCACCCCGCCACGCCGCUGGACGUGGGCGCCGGCCACGUCGACCCCGCCAAGGCGGUGGAUCCGGGCCUGGUGUACGACAUCACUGCCGCGGACUACGUCGACUUCCUCUGCGCUAUCAACUACGGACCGAUGCAGAUCGUGGCGCUCACCAAGCACUCGUCCGACGGGUGCAGCGCCAACCGCACGUACGCGGUGACCGCGCUCAACUACCCGUCCUUCUCCGUCAUGUUCCCGGCCUCCGGCGGCACGGUGAAGCACACCCGCACGGUCACCAACGUCGGGCAGCCCGGCACGUACAAGGUGACGGCCAGCGCCGCCGCGGGCAGUACCCCCGUCACGGUGUCCGUGGAGCCGUCGACGCUGAGCUUCACCAAGGCCGGCGAGAAGCAGAGCUACACGGUGAGCUUCACGGCGGCCGGGAUGCCGUCGGGCACCAACGGGUUCGGCCGGCUCGUCUGGUCUAGCGACCACCACGUGGUCGCCAGCCCGAUCGCAGCAACCUGGACCUGACCGGCAGUAGCAACGUAGCAAGCGUGUUGUUAGAUCUUGAGAUAAACCCAAGCGAGAUAGCAAUGGCGUGCGCCAUUCUCGGAUUGCGGCGUAGCAAGCGUGGUGACUGUAUCUCAAUUGUAGCUGGUGACACUGUGGCCAAAUGGCAACUAGAAAAAAAAGGUCGCAGUGUAUUUUAGCUCGUGUGCAAGGGAAUUAAACUAAACGAACCAGCAAAUGGUACUCCGGUGAAAUACAGACGAAAGUUUCUGCCCUCCGGCGAUUCGUCUGCAAUUUGGCAUCGUUUGAUA
Messenger RNA from Phragmites australis (common reed), 2738 nucleotides. RefSeq names its product subtilisin-like protease SBT1.7. Gene Ontology annotation, biological process: proteolysis. The record is from RefSeq and is a predicted model, not a curated record. NCBI's taxonomy places the organism in Eukaryota, Viridiplantae, Streptophyta, Magnoliopsida, Poales, Poaceae. Gene Ontology annotation, molecular function: serine-type endopeptidase activity. Bases 169 to 2448 code for a protein of 759 amino acids. The transcript has a single exon.